AUGGUAUCAGCAUUUUUACCAGCGCAAUUAACCAAAUACCUAGAAUAUAUGGCCUUGCCUGCUAUAUAUUCUCCUUAUCUACACGACCCGCAAUCCUUCCCCAAAACAGAGGAGGCCUUAACAGCAUUAUUCCGAUGCCAGAUCACACGGUUUCCCUAUGAUAACCUCACUCUUCAUCACACUGAUACCGAGAUAGUCGAUAUCGCACCUGAAAGUAUCUAUGAGAAGUUCAUCGGAUCGGGAGAUACACAACCUUCCGGACGAGGGGGAUAUUGUCUCGAGUGCAGUAUCUUUUUCAAUCAUGUUCUCCGCGGACUGGGAUUUUCCGUUUACAUGACUGGAGUUCGGAAUCGAGGACGCGUUAAUGGAAUUCCGGAAGGAGAAUUCAAAGGCUGGACCCAUAUGAUAAACAUUGUCGAGCUUCCAAAUGGACAACAAUACCACGUUGAUGUAGCCUUUGGUGGCGAUGGUCCAACAAGACCUAUCCCACUAAUUUCAGGGUCCUCCAUCCAGAAUCUAGGAUCACAGGAGGUGCGACUGAUCCAGGGGAACAUCCCGAAACAGUCACGCUCAGAGCAAAAGCUCUGGAUUUAUCAAUACCGGAACUCUGCAGACCGGGACUGGAACUCGUUCUACAGUUUCGGUGAGUUCGAGUUCUUCCAGGAGGAUUUCGAGGUUAUGAAUCGGUAUACGAGUUGGGAGGCUGUCGCAAGGGGGAAUCAAUGGAUUGUGAAAUUUCUUCGAGGUGGAGAAACAAGUGCUUUACCUGUUCUUCCGGGUGAACUUCCUGAGACGAAUGGUCAUGCUGGAGAUGACUCGAUGGUGCAGAUCGUGGGAAAGAUUAUGUAUGUGAAUGGGGUUGUGAAAUUGAAUAUGGGUGGGAAGACGAGGGUUAUUGAUUCUUUGGAGACGGAGGAUGAGAAGCUGGCUGGAUUGAAGAAAUGGUUUAAUUUUUCCUUUUGA
Messenger RNA from Penicillium malachiteum, 963 nucleotides. RefSeq lists its product as uncharacterized. Lineage: Eukaryota; Fungi; Ascomycota; Eurotiomycetes; Eurotiales; Aspergillaceae. Gene Ontology annotation, molecular function: acetyltransferase activity. Bases 1 to 963 code for a protein of 320 amino acids. The record is from RefSeq and is a predicted model, not a curated record. The transcript is spliced from 2 exons.